Syngnathus typhle (broad-nosed pipefish) is the source of this 1581-nucleotide messenger RNA. It is a transcript of the gene echdc2, whose product is annotated as enoyl CoA hydratase domain containing 2. Gene Ontology annotation, biological process: fatty acid beta-oxidation. Gene Ontology annotation, molecular function: enoyl-CoA hydratase activity. The transcript has 10 exons. NCBI's taxonomy places the organism in Eukaryota, Metazoa, Chordata, Actinopteri, Syngnathiformes, Syngnathidae. The record is from RefSeq and is a predicted model, not a curated record. Gene Ontology annotation, cellular component: mitochondrion. Bases 141 to 1127 code for a protein of 328 amino acids.
UUACGCUCUUCGCUAACAGCCGUAAAGAUGCGUUCAAAGAACACUCAAAAUGUCAGUCAAAUGACAACUCACUUUCUUGCCAAUGAGGAAGAAACUUCCUGCACCUCUACGGAUGUGCGUCAUCCUCCACAAAAGCCAGCAUGUCGCCGCUACUUCUCCGCAGUUUGUCGUCGUUCCUUGCCGGUUCCCCGGGGGCCCGAGUGGUGGCGGCAGUAGCCGGUUUCAGCAGCGCUCUGGGCGGCAUGCAGCUAAGUCACUCCCCGGAGGUGGAACUCAGGAAACUGCCCGAGAAGGACGAAGGCAUUGCGGAAGUGCGCAUGUGCAGACAUAGCGCUCGGAACGCUUUGGGUCAUGUGUUUGUGUCUCAGGUGUGUAUGCAUGCAUGCAUGCAAUGCAAAACACGCAUGAUGACUCGAGUCAAGCAUUUGUGUGAGCAGAUGAGGGAGCUGCUGUCCAAGGUGUCCAGUGACUCGACAGUGCGCGUGCUUGUCUUCAGGAGUUUAGUUCCUGCUGUUUUCUGUGCAGGCGCAGAUUUAAAAGAAAGGGCUUUAAUGAACAACCAGGAGUCGGAUCUGUUUGUUCACGGCCUGCGCUCCCUCAUGACUCAGAUCGCCUUGUUGCCAAUGCCUACCAUAGCCGCCAUUGAUGGCGUGGCUGUGGGAGGUGGACUAGAGUUGGCUUUGGCCUGUGACCUCCGCACUGCUGCAUGUUCUGCACAGAUGGGCCUGAUUGAGACGACGCGGGGGCUGCUCCCUGGGGCCGGGGGAAGUCAGCGACUGCCUCGCACGGUGGGACUGGCACUGGCCAAAGAGCUUAUCUUCACAGGGCGGCGCGUGGGGGGUCAAGCGGCUGCCGAGAUCGGGCUGGUGAACAGAGCGGUGCAGCAAGACCAGACAGGAGAGGCGGCUUACCACGAAGCGCUCGACCUGGCCAGAGAGAUCCUGCCUCAGGCUCCAAUCGCUGUACGGAUGGCCAAAGAGGCGAUGAACAGAGGCAUGGAGGUUGACAUCACCUCAGCGAUGGCCAUAGAGAGGAUGUGCUACGCUCAGGUCAUCCCGACGCGGGACAGACGGGAGGGAAUGGCGGCCUUCCUAGAGAAGAGACCACCGCAAUAUAUUGGCGAAUAAGCUGUUUUUAUUUGGGCGGGGUGAAUCACUCAUUUUUUUUCCCCCUUUGUGCUAGCAACACUAACUCAUUCAGGAAAAAAUGUCAUAGCUAGAACUAAACAGUAAAAUGUUCAUUUGCUAAGACUAAUUAUAACCAAAUACUUGCACUUAUUUUUUAUUACAAUGACUCAAAUAAUAAGGAACAAAAUAAUUAAUAGUAUACAAUAAAUGUGAUGCAACAAGCAAAUACAUAUUCCAUUACCGCAUUGAAGCUAACAAACAUGCUCAUCAUGAUAAAUAUCUUCCAAGGAUAAAAUCAUAAUACGAGAAAAAAGUCAUUUACUAAAGCACAUCAUUCUGUGUAGCUUUUUUUUUUUUUUUCCAUAUUCUUUGUGUUCUCAUUUUACAGCACCUUAAGUAUCAUCGCGGCAUGCUCCGGCUCAAAAUCCUGUCGACUUUGUCGUAUUUGUAACAU